AGGAUCAUCUUACACCGGAUAGAUCUCCCACAAUGUUGUGUGUGUAAAGAGGAGGAGGUUCUCAAUGAAACAGAACCACAGAGGAACCAACUCAUCUCUCAUGGCUCUGCAGAAACUGAGAACCAGAAUCAGGAAGGAAUCAAUUCUGAAGACCCAGGAAAAGAGAGAAAGGAAGAACAAAAACAAAAGGAGAAAUAUGAGAAAACCAAAGAGCAGAAAGGCAGAACUGACACUUCAAAACAAAAAAAGCACAAGAAAGCUCACGCAGGGCAAAAAUUAUAUUCUUGUAAAAUUUGUGAUAAAACCUUUUCUCGAAACGAUAUCUUGCUGAGACACAGAAGAAUUCACAAAGAUGAGCGGCCUUUUUCUUGUGGGACUUGUGUAAAGAGUUACAGUGAAAGAGGGACUUUAACUCAUCACAUGAGAAUUCACACAGGUGAGAAGCCCUUCUCAUGUGGGACCUGUGGAAAGAGUUACAGUGAAAGAGGGCCUUUAACUCGGCACAUGAGAAUUCACACAGGUGAGAAGCCUUUCUCCUGUGGAUCCUGUGGAAAGAGUUUCUCUCGAAAGGACGCUCUAAAUGUUCACAUGAUAACUCACACAGAUGAGAAGCCUUUCUCUUGUGGGUCUUGUGGAAGAAGUUUCUCUCAAAAAGGUUAUUUAAAUGUUCACAUGAUAACUCACACAGAUGAGAAGCCUUUCUCUUGUGGGUCUUGUGGAAGAAGUUUCUCUCAAAAAGGUUAUUUAAAUGUUCAUAUGAAAAUUCACACAGGUGAGAGGUUUUUCUCUUGUGUGACUUGUGGAAAAAGUUUCACACAAAAACAACAUUUAUCUUAUCACCUGAAAAUUCACACAGGUGAGAAGCCUUUCGCUUGUGGGAUCUGUGGACAGAGUUUCUCUCGAAAGGACGCUCUAAAUGUUCACAUGAUAACUCACACAGAUGAGAGGCCUUUCUCUUGUGGGUCUUGUGGAAAACGUUUCUCUCAAAAAGGUUAUUUAAAUGUUCACAUGAGAAUUCACACGGGUGAAAGGCCUUUCUCUUGUGGGACUUGUGGAAAAAGUUUCACACAAAAACAACAUUUAUCUUAUCACCUGAAAAUUCACACAGGUGAGAAGCCUUUCGCUUGUGGGAUCUGUGGAAAGAGUUACAGUGAAAAACAUACUUUAACUCAUCACAUGAGAAUUCACACAGGUGAGAAGCCUUUCACUUGUGGUGUCUGUGGAAAGAGUUACAGUGAAAAACGUACUUUAACUCAUCACAUGAGAAUUCACACAGGUGAGAAGCCUUUCUCUUGUGGGUCGUGUGGAAAACGUUUCUCUCAAAAAGGUGAUUUAAAUGUUCACAUGAGAAUUCACACGGGUGAGAAGCCUUUCUCUUGUGGGUCUUGUGGAAAAAGUUUCACUCAAAAAGAACAUUUAUCUUAUCACCUGAGAAUUCACACAGGUGACAAACCUUUCUCUUGUGGGACUUGUGGAAAAAGUUUCACCCUGAAAACAACUUUAAAUGAUCAUAUGACAAUUCACACAGGUGAGAAGCCAUUCUCAUGUUGGAGCUGUGGAAAAAGUUACAGUAACAGAAGUAAUUUAUCUCGUCACAUGGAGACUCACUCUGAUGAGAAGCUAUAGGUCCAAAACAGAUCCGAUCCAAUUUGGCAUCUAAUCUUAUGGAAAAUCUGGUCAGAUGAUGUAAACAGCAAGUUGAACAUAUUAAAGUCAACAGAUUCUUGCAGGCUGCUAGUGAUUCACUGUGAUUGUGUCUUUCACUGUCUGACCAA
This is a messenger RNA of Xiphophorus hellerii (green swordtail), 1775 nucleotides long. Its product is annotated as gastrula zinc finger protein XlCGF57.1-like. Gene Ontology annotation, biological process: regulation of transcription by RNA polymerase II. Gene Ontology annotation, molecular function: DNA-binding transcription factor activity, RNA polymerase II-specific; RNA polymerase II cis-regulatory region sequence-specific DNA binding. NCBI's taxonomy places the organism in Eukaryota, Metazoa, Chordata, Actinopteri, Cyprinodontiformes, Poeciliidae. The annotation marks the transcript as partial. The record is from RefSeq and is a predicted model, not a curated record. The transcript has 2 exons.